Messenger RNA from Acipenser ruthenus (sterlet), 3660 nucleotides. RefSeq names its product cytochrome P450 4V2-like. The coding region runs from base 263 to 1825 and encodes 520 amino acids. The transcript is spliced from 11 exons. Lineage: Eukaryota; Metazoa; Chordata; Actinopteri; Acipenseriformes; Acipenseridae. The record is from RefSeq and is a predicted model, not a curated record. Gene Ontology annotation, molecular function: heme binding; oxidoreductase activity, acting on paired donors, with incorporation or reduction of molecular oxygen; monooxygenase activity.
UGACAAGUGAAAAAUAAGGCUGGAAUCAAUUUCGCUUUCCUCACGUCUUGUGUUUUGAAAGGAACUUCAGUUAUAUUCAUUUCUUACUGGAACAGUUUGAUUACAUAUGUGAUUAGAGGGUGGAUUCUCCUUUCACAAACACAACAUAGUCCUCUUUCGUUUCAUCUAUCGUUACUUAUUCCUUUACAUAAAACAAGGAAAAAAAAUAAUUACAGUGCUGAAUAAUAAAAAAAACCCCACUGAAAUCGCACCCCUUACGAAGAUGUCUAUAGAGAUUGGGAUGUUGUUGAUCGGCGCAACAGGAGUUGCCAUUUUCAUUGCCGUGAUAACAAUUGUCACUUUCAAGUUCCUGAGUUCAUACGUGCACAAAUGGAUUCAAAUGAAACCCAUACCCGGACUUAGCCCUACCUAUCCAAUUUUCGGCAAUGCUCUUCAUUUUAAAGCUGAUGGAGGAGAUUUCUUUAGUCAAAUGGCAGAGAUAACUGCUGAACACAGGAAUGCACCACUAUUGAAGAUAUGGUUGGGCACAUUGCCAUUUGUGCUGCUGUAUCAUGCAGAAAACGUUGAGGUGAUGCUGAGCAGCUCCAGGCAUAUCGAAAAAUCAUAUGCAUACAUAUUUUUACAUCCAUGGCUGGGCACAGGCCUGUUGACAAGCACUGGUGAAAAAUGGCGUUCACGAAGAAAGAUGUUAACGCCAACAUUUCAUUUUUCAAUCUUGACUGAAUUCUUGGAGGUUAUGAAUGAGCAGUCAGAUAUAUUGGUCCAGAAACUGGAAAAGCACUCUGAUAAGGAAACCUUCAACUGCUUCAGUCACAUCACUCUCUGUGCCUUGGAUAUUAUCUGUGAAACUGCGAUGGGAAAGAACAUCUAUGCUCAGAGUAACUCUGAUUCUGAAUAUGUUAAGGCUGUUUAUAGGAUGAGUGAUAUAAUACAUCGUAGACAGAAGAUGCCAUGGUUUUGGUCAGAUCUUGUAUAUUAUGUGUUCGGUGAAGGAAGGAAGCAUAACAGAAACUUGAAAAUUCUGCACUCCUUCACUGAGAGUGUCAUUGCUGAGAGGGCACGAAAUAUGGCCAAUCCUGAAAGGGAUUCUUUGAGCUCUGAUAGUGACACAGACCACACUGUCAAAAAGAAAAGAAAAGCUUUUCUUGACAUGCUCCUGAAUGCCACGGAUGAGCAAGGCAAUUGCCUAAGCCAGGAGAAUAUCCGGGAGGAAGUGGACACCUUUAUGUUUGAGGGACACGAUACCACAGCCGCUGCUAUGAAUUGGGCAAUUCAUUUGUUAGGCUCUCAUCCAGAGGAACAGAGAAAAGUUCAUAAAGAACUUGACGAAGUGUUUGGUACCUCUGACCGCCCUGUAUCCAUGGAAGAUAUGAAGAGGCUGCGAUACCUCGAGUGUGUUAUUAAGGAGUCUCUCCGCUUAUUCCCAUCAGUUCCUUUUUUUGGACGUACCUUUUGUGAAGACUGUAACAUAAAUGGUUUUAAAGUGCCGAAAGGAGCCAAUGCUAUCAUUAUCCCAUAUGCUCUGCACCGUGACCCCAGGCACUUCCCAGACCCUGAGGAGUUCAGACCAGAGCGCUUCCUCCCAGAGAAUUCCUCCAAGAGACACCCUUUUGCAUUUGUUCCAUUUUCAGCAGGGCUAAGAAACUGCAUAGGUCAACGCUUUGCACUGAUGGAGGAGAAAGUUAUUCUCUCCAAGAUACUGCGCCAUUUCCAAGUAGAGGCCAAACAGCAACGAGAUGAGCUGCGCCUCGUCGGGGAGCUCAUCCUUCGUCCAGAGAGUGGCAUCUUGAUUCAGCUAACAAAGAGAACACAGAAACUCAUGUAAUCAUUCGAUUACCACACACAUGCCUUUUAGUCCAUGAGCCCGGUACCUAAAUUUUGACUCAUUGGUACCACCCAGAGGGGCAAAUUCUAACAAUGCAUUUUUGAAAGCCCUAUACCUGUGGAUGAUAAAAAGGUAUUAUAGCAGCUUAUAUAAAAAUCCAUCACUUACAAUCACCCCCCUAAUACUGAUGAAAAAGCAAUACUACACAAAUACUCUUCAUUAUAUGAACAGAGAAUCAUUGUAAAUCAGUUUUAAUAAACAAUUAUGACAAAGUUAAUUACAAUAACUAUUUUUUAUAUCAAAAUGAACACUUUUAACUAGAUACAUCCUGUUUUUUUGCUUUGUAUUUGUAUUAGAACUCUAAUUCAUCAAGUUCAUUGUCACUUGAGAGACCAACAAGUCUUGAGUUUGCACAUGUCUGAGCACUUCAUUCUAUUGCUCAUGUAUGGGGAGUCUGGUAGCUGACAGGAUCUUGCACAUUUGCAGGCCAGAAGUUCCAACACUGCUUCAGGUGCUGGAGGACCAUCCAUCCAGUCGAUAGUAAGGUCAUCUUGGCCAUCCAGACUCAAGCUUCCACCCAAAUCCAAUGGGACUUGGAAUGUCAGGCCUGUUUUCCAAGCACCUCUUCCAUAUGGCUGUUUGAUAAUUGGCUGUCUGUGCAUGUUUAAACAAUCAGCACAUGGGGGUAACUGAUGCGACUCAAUCUCACUGCUGCAGAAUAGCUGAUACCGAAAGUCAUUUACCUUGAUGUCUUCAGAAUUAGAUCCAUACAACUGACAGGUAAACUUGUCCAGUUUGGAGAACAGGCACUGCAGACUUUACUGGUGAAUUUUGUGCGAGUGCAAGUUCCACAUUUCACAAAGAGAGGUGCAUGAAUUACAUAAUUGAAGGCAAGGCAGAGCAGAAACACAUCCGUGUCCUCAGAAGUAAUGACAACUGCUCUGCUUCCAGAUUUUGCAGCAUGAGAAGCAUGGAGUAGAAGUCUUCUAUCUGCUUCUUCUUGGUGCGACUCUAAAUCAGGCAUCUCCUCACUGGUGUCCUUUGUAAUUUUAUAACAUCUCUGCGAACCAUUUGGCCCCCAAUUAUGUUCUUGUACUAAAUUCCUAAGUCCUGACAUCGGUUUAGUCUGUCAAAUACAAUGUCAAUUCUUGAACUUUGGGCAUUUUCUCUGAGGGCUGCUAACAAGACAUUCUUCAUGUGUAGCUCUUUCCUGGUCUGGGCUAUCAGGAUCAUUUGGCCAAAGAGUUUCCUGUCUGCUUUGAGAAUAAGAUCCUUGCCCUUUUGCUUUCAUUUUCAUUUUCUUUUUUUGUCAUAUCUGAGAAUGUCUUCAACUCCUGUUUUGUCAGCUUGUCAUGAAAUGUGUACUUUGGAGUCACACUCUCCAGUCGUUCUUCUCGGAACUUCUGAUAUUUACUCUUUCCAACCGCCUUUACAUUGAGAAGAUCAUCAGUUAUAUCUUCAGACACAGCUAUUGCAGUUCACAAACUGACCAUUUCUUGCUGACUUUCAAAUGGAUUGAACCAGUUCUCGGCGACAGCUCCCUUAUCUUUUGAUAAUCCUUGGCUUUCGGAGCUCAGCGUGAUGCACAUCACACUUUCCAAGGCCUAGCCUGUCCCUGAACUUGUGGAGAAAACCUCUGUUUUCUGCAAGGUGCUUUACCUAGAUUGCACCAGUAAAAACCCAACUGUAUAAAUGGGUAAUUGUAUGUAAAAAUAAUGUGAUAUCUUGUAACAAUUGUAAGUUGCCCUGGAUAAGGGCGUCUGCUAAUAACUAAAUAAUAAUAAUAAUUUGUGUCAGCUUGCUAUGUGUGAGAAAAAUAAAUAUUGCCUGAGUUA